This is a messenger RNA of Protopolystoma xenopodis, 222 nucleotides long. NCBI's taxonomy places the organism in Eukaryota, Metazoa, Platyhelminthes, Monogenea, Polystomatidea, Polystomatidae. The record is from the annotation of a GenBank genome assembly.
AUGGGCGGUUGUGGGGGCCCUGGUUUCAGUAACUAUGCCUAUGACGUCGGACCAGGCUGGCAAGGCUGUGGCUACCUCGGAGGGGUGCCCUGUGGGGGGGUGUUUGGCGGCUGUGGGUGGGGAUGGCCGGGAGCCGAGAGCGCGUGUGGUGGCUUUGGAGGUCUGGCGGCCUGGGGUGGUGGCUACGGAGGCUGCGGAUGGGGUGGGUGGGGCUGCUGCUAG